UGCAUGCAUCAACCUCUCUCCUCUCCUCUCGCUCUCUACUACUAGCUACUAGCUUUAAUUUGUAACUGCUUGUCUGCCAUGGAGGAAGAGGAGGGAUCGUCGACAUCAUCAGUCGCUGUGCCUGUGCCGCCGCCGCCUAAUAAGUACGACUCCUGGACGACAGAUCCGGAGGAGCUGAUGAUGAUGAUGGUCGACGAGGCGGCGGUGCAGCAGGAAGGGCCCCGUCGCCGGCGGGACUCCAUGCUCAACAAGCUCAUCUCCACGGUCUACUCCGGACCCACCAUCAGCGACAUAGAGAGCGCGCUCUCUUUCACCGGCGGCGGCGACGUGGAUGCUCGCAACUACAACAACUCCUCCGCCGGCCCAGGGGCUUUAUCGUCCCCGGAGAAGGUGCUGAUGAGCAAGAUGGAGAACAAGUACACGCUCAAGAUCAAGACCUGUGGGAACGGCAGCAGCCUUGCGGAGGAUGGAUACAAAUGGAGGAAAUACGGCCAGAAAUCCAUCAAGAACAGCCCCAACCCAAGGAGCUACUACCGGUGCACGAACCCUCGGUGCAACGCCAAGAAGCAGGUGGAGCGGUCGACGGACGAGCCGGACACGCUCGUCGUCACCUACGAGGGCCUCCACCUGCACUACACCUACUCGCACUUCCUCCACCACCAGCAACCGCCGCCGCAGCCCAAAAAGCCCAAGCUCGGCGCCGGCCCACCACAACAGCCCAUCGUCGUCAUGGACGACGACCUUCUCCACGGCCCGGCCCAACAAGACAUCAUCACCACCGGCCCACUGGGAGCUGCUGUCAUGGCUCCAGCACCAGCACCACCACCAGCAGCAGCAUCUUUCUGCUACGACCUUGACGACGAUGUACCUGCUUUUUUCGACGACCACGACCACCACCACCACCAGCAGCAGCACAUCACCAACGGCGGGCUGCUGGAAGACAUGGUGCCGCUGCUGGUCCGGCGGCCCUGCACCACCACCACCACCACCUCCGCCGGUAGCACGUCGCCGGACCUUUCCGCGUCGUCCUCUGUCUCAUGGAACCCCACCUCGCCUUACAUCGACAUGGCCAUUCUCUCCAACAUUUUCUAGUGCAUGCAUGCAUGCGUCCGUGUUCAACUACCAUGCACACGCACCCAUCGUCAUGUUUGUAUUGUGUGCUGAUAUAUAGUAUGUAUGUAUGUAUGUACUAGCUAGUAUAAUACUACUAGCAGUACGUGUGUGUACGUACGUAGAUCCGAUCCAUCCUCAGGCGCGCGGUGCUAUAUAUAUUGUCGAUCUGUUAUUAAAUUGGGUUCGUGCUAUCUAAUAAUUCUUAAGUAAUGCAUGCAUGGCCCUCAUCGUAGAUCACACAUUCCAAUUCCAAACUCUUUCGUCAACAAUGCAAAUGGGAAAAAUAUGUAUGGUCUCCGGUUUCUUCCCGCCACAGACGCAGCAUAAAGAAAGAGACACAAGAAACAAUGAUGACUGAACUCUUGUUAUUCAUUGUGAGGUGGGUACAUUUUGUAUUAGCCCAUAUACAAGGCAUAUUUGUUUUGUAUUAGCCCAUACAAAGCAUAUUUGUUUC
This is a messenger RNA of Zea mays, 1567 nucleotides long. RefSeq lists its product as uncharacterized. The record is from RefSeq and is marked provisional. Lineage: Eukaryota; Viridiplantae; Streptophyta; Magnoliopsida; Poales; Poaceae. The coding region runs from base 79 to 1092 and encodes 337 amino acids. The transcript has 3 exons. Gene Ontology annotation, molecular function: sequence-specific DNA binding; DNA-binding transcription factor activity. Gene Ontology annotation, biological process: regulation of DNA-templated transcription.